This is a messenger RNA of Daldinia childiae, 1746 nucleotides long. RefSeq lists its product as uncharacterized. The transcript has 2 exons. The record is from RefSeq and is a predicted model, not a curated record. Lineage: Eukaryota; Fungi; Ascomycota; Sordariomycetes; Xylariales; Hypoxylaceae. The coding region runs from base 1 to 1746 and encodes 581 amino acids.
AUGCAGAACCAUCAUCAAGAUGAACAUUUUGACGACAAUAAAUACCAUUUCCCGCCCAAUACGCUGACAUCCAAACAGUCUCAACCAUGGCUUGAGGUAGCCCCAGUACGAGACGAGCAAGGCACACCGGGAUUGCAACCUAUAUCACACGAUGGACACAAGUAUGCCGACGUUACUGCUCUGGGAGGAAUGCGAGAUGCGACGGCGCCAUAUAGAACACAAGGAUCAGCACACGCCGAUGAAAUUACCUCGCAAGGGUUGCAGGCCGUCCCUACGAUCGCAACAGAACGAUACAUGACGCAAUCACAAUCGCAACCGCAGUUUCAAUGGUCCGGCCCAAAUGCGAGUCACAACUAUGGGCAAUCGUUCCAGACCUUGCCAUCAUCACAUGUUUCAGGCUUUUCUAGUGAAAAUCUGAUGCAUAAUCCUCAGCUAGCCUCGUCGAGUGCUGAACAUCAAUAUCUCAGUCCUUAUGCUGCAGCCGGCGCGGGUUCGUCGUGGGUAAAGGAUGAAGGUCAAAUUUUGGGUAAUGGUAAAGAGGUGAAGGUGAAACGUUGGGUAUUAUGGACUAUAGUUGGCGCCGUAGUGUUACUACUUGGGAUCGGCGCGACUUUGGGCGGUAUUAUAGGAAGCCAGGCACAUUGGAGCGUCAAUUACGACGGAAUGGACUCGAAUAUAACUUCCAACGGUACAUCAUCCAAUCCUCCGAAGUCGACGCCAACACAAUCUAUCAAAGUCGGUUCCAGGUUAGCUGUGACAGGGUAUAGGACCGAUGCGGAUUACGGAAUUCGUCUUUUCUUUCAAGACGAAGAUAAUCAAAUACGAUUUACAGAUAAGGAGCACGUCAGUGCCAAUUGGACCAAGACGACGGUUUUGGACAUACUAUUAUAUCAACCAAUGGAAAAUGGAUCGAUAGCCGCGGGGUCGUAUUUGUUUGCCGACCCGGUGCCAAAUCUUGAGUUUUUCUAUGAGGAUAAAGAUGGUAUAAUUCGGGGUCAGAACUUCAAUUUCGAGUUUGAAAACGGGAAAUUUCCUCUCAAAGGUGAACCCGGAAGUAUCAAUACGUAUCCUCUACAGACGGCUGGAAAAGCUCGAAUAUCAUGUUAUUUCCCUUUUAUUGCUUCCCAGGACGCCAACAACGCUAUACGGUGGACUACGUUGCUAGGACAAAAUGCUAGUGACCUCUCAGCCCCGUGGUGGGUUAAUGAUACGAAUUGGAACAUUAAAGCAUCUAAAGGGGGUGGUAUGGUUGUGCUUCCAAUCGCACAGACAUAUCAAAACGCCGGAGGCAUAAUCUACCGAAGUAAUGAGGGUAUGCUAUCACUCAAAAUCCGUGAUGGAUUAGAGUCUUCUAAUGACGGGGUGGCUUGGAGAAAAGGGGCUCUGUCGAAGAAGAUCCCAGCCGACACCUCUAUCGGCGCCUUUUCCGUUGGACGACCUUACGACAACAAUAAUCAAGUUAAUACGUAUAUAUUAUAUCAGGAGGAAGAUGGUACGAUACAAGUCGUAUGGCAAGACGACGAUACAGGUUGGAAAGGACCUCAAACUUACGACGCGUUAGAUGGAGCUGAGAAAGGAGCUGACAUUGUUUGCCUGACUCCUGGGGCCUACGAACCUGGAAAUAUUGGCAUAUCUAGAGAACAGGAUAUGAACCGGUGCUUUUUCCAAGUAGGCGGCGGGAAGGUUAAAGAAGUAUGGUUUGACGGCACUAACUGGGUUUCAGUGGGAAUCGUGCCGAUUACGUAG